AUGAAAGAUCUAAGGAAUCUCAAGUAUUUCCUCGGGAUUGAAGUUCUCAGGUCUAAACGGGGGAUCUUCAUUUGUCAAAGAAAGUAUGUCGCUGAUCUUCUGGCGGAAACCGGGUUGAUUGAUUGUAAACCCGCAGAUACUCCAAUAGUGGUGAACCACAACCUUCGCAUGGAAAUUAAUGGGGAGCUUGCGGACAAAGAAAGCAUAUGCGGUUGGAUUAGUAAGUCAGUUCAUGCACCACCACAAGUUGCCCACAUGGAAGCUGCUCAGAGAAUUUUAAGGUAUCUCAAGGGGACCGUAGGCCAUGGAGUGUUGUUCAAAACAAAUGGACAUCUGAAUGUUGAGCUCUACACUGAUGCAGACUGGGCUAAGAUAAGGAAAAUCGAAGGUCAACCUCAGGGUACUUCUCCUUGGUCGAUGGAAACCUUGUUACCUGGAGAAGUAAGAACAAAAGGUGGUUGCUCUGUCAAGUGCAGAAGCGGAGUUUAG
Helianthus annuus (common sunflower) is the source of this 489-nucleotide messenger RNA. RefSeq lists its product as uncharacterized. The coding region runs from base 1 to 489 and encodes 162 amino acids. NCBI's taxonomy places the organism in Eukaryota, Viridiplantae, Streptophyta, Magnoliopsida, Asterales, Asteraceae. The record is from RefSeq and is a predicted model, not a curated record. The transcript is spliced from 2 exons.